GCUUACUGCUUCCGAGAUGCUGAUGGCGAACGGGGUGCCAGUGCUCCAGCGGUUGGCCAAUCCCGCGGGCACCCCGGCUCGCUUGACGAGCUUGUGUGCCGUCGCGAGCGAUUGUGGAUUCACCCGCCUCGACAAGAUCCGCAACACCCUGAUCAAGUUCUCGGGGAAUGGCCUCAACAUUCCAGUGGCUGGCGCUAUGGAGCUGUACGCGCUGCUCUGGGCGGAGAUUGAUUGCCACUCCCCCGUCAUGGGGGUCGCGCAGUCCAUCAUGCAGGCGGCUCGCUCAGCCUGCCCAGCUCGCCCCGAGCGGCGGCUCGACAAGGGCGGCGACGACAAGAGGAAGAAGAAGGAGAAGGCGGCGAAGACGAUCAAGCAGGAGCGGACUGAGGAGACGAUGACUGUGAGCAUCAAGAAGACAAAGACGAAGACCGUCAUCACGACGGCCCAGGCCGCUAGCGACGGCGACGGCGACCCUUCGAGCAGCAGUGACUGA
Molecule: messenger RNA, 493 nt
Organism: Prorocentrum cordatum
Lineage: Eukaryota; Dinophyceae; Prorocentrales; Prorocentraceae
Source: the annotation of a GenBank genome assembly